AUGCUUCAACAAUCAACAAGAUUUGCACUCAGAAAAUUUAAUCAUCAUCACACCCCUUCGGGUUUAUUAUUUUGGAAUCCGUCAUGUAAUUCCUUCCACGCUAAUAAUUGUUUUAAACAAGCAAGCGAAGGAACACCAUCAAAAAGCAUGGAUGUUAUUUAUCAGGAAUUAGAAAAUCAGAGACAAUAUUACUUGAAUUACGUAAAGAAGAAGGAAGAAACAGAUGAAGAAGUUCUUCAAAAUUAUAAUGCUCUUUUUAGACCAUUUUUAAAAGCCUAUAUUAAAGAUAUUCGUUUUCUAGUUGAUCGUUAUGAACCUCUCCGAAUUCAAAAAGAAAUAGAAAAGGAUAUUAAAGAUGGUAAUAUGCCAAAGAAAUACAAUGUUAGUUGGGUUACACCUAGUGCUGUUAGUCAAUUUAGAACUGAAAAUCAACCUCUUGCAUUAAGACUUCUUGGUUUCUUUGGACAAGAAUCAAUUAUUAACAGAUCCACUGACUUUGUCUGGAACAUGAUAUUAAAUCAUAUCAAUGCUAUUAGAAAGAGUGGAAUUUAUGAAAAAGUUAAUCUUGGUAAUGUUAGUUGGACUGGUUCAGACUUUUUCGUUUGGACUUUACAUUUGUGGGUAAUUUUCAGAAGAUUACGUUUUGAAGGAAGUGAUGGCGAUUUAAUGUCAAAGAAAUUGUGUGAUAGAUUUUGGAAUUAUGUUGAACAUUACAUUAAUGAUACUUAUAAGGUUAAUGCAUAUACUCUUCCAAAGAAUUUAAAGAGACUCCAACAAAUUCACUACGGUAUUUGUAUUCAAUUGGAUGAAAUUCUUGAUUUGGAAAAUUCUGCCAACACAACUGAUUCUGCUCCUUCCUCAUGGGAUCCAAAAACUUUAUCAGAACUUAUUAAGGAUUCUUCAGAUCAAGAUUCUUUGAUUGCAGAAGUUGUUUGGAGAAAUUUCUAUUGUGGUGGUGUUGAAUUUAAAAACUUGGAUGUUGACGAUACAGUUUCUGGUGAGGUUGAAGUGACAGCAGAGGAUGUAUUAUUCUGGACUAGAUAUAUUCGUUACUUGUUGUGUUGGACUGAUCACGUCGACUCUGUAAUUUUGAUGAGAGGAUUAUUCCAUUAUCACUUGCCUCAAGAUGAUUUUGUAACAAAAUUCAAAGCAGGAGAUGCUGCAUUCGCUCCACCUUAUCUUCCAACUACCAAAAAAUAA
Messenger RNA from Naegleria gruberi, 1200 nucleotides. RefSeq lists its product as uncharacterized. The record is from RefSeq and is a predicted model, not a curated record. NCBI's taxonomy places the organism in Eukaryota, Heterolobosea, Eutetramitea, Acrasida, Naegleriidae. Bases 1 to 1200 code for a protein of 399 amino acids. The transcript has a single exon. Gene Ontology annotation, cellular component: mitochondrion. Gene Ontology annotation, biological process: mitochondrial respiratory chain complex III assembly.